This is a messenger RNA of Sphaerulina musiva SO2202, 4154 nucleotides long. RefSeq lists its product as uncharacterized. The record is from RefSeq and is a predicted model, not a curated record. The transcript is spliced from 4 exons. Bases 1603 to 3624 code for a protein of 673 amino acids. Gene Ontology annotation, molecular function: DNA-binding transcription factor activity, RNA polymerase II-specific; zinc ion binding. Gene Ontology annotation, biological process: regulation of DNA-templated transcription. Lineage: Eukaryota; Fungi; Ascomycota; Dothideomycetes; Mycosphaerellales; Mycosphaerellaceae.
CUGCCCAUAUUAGGUACCUACUGAACAACAGGUAAUGCGAAGUCCUGGAUAUUCACACACAUCCAGGCCUCAUCAGUGUAGCUCCAGACGCGGAAGCCCAACUGACUCCAAUGCUUCGCCAGCUUCUCGCCCGUUUCCUCGUGACCGCACUCGAGCUGUCCAACUCCUCCUGGCUCCAGCAUCAGAACACUGUUCUCCGGCAGCUUUAGCUGUGCCACAGCCUGACUGAGAGCCUGCAGUCCGAGUCCGUGGCCGCGAGAACUCUUGUCGAGAACCACUUCCUCGAUAUACACAAUCUCGUCUGCCUCGCCAAUGGCCACGGCAGCUUCUGCGAAGAAGCUUUCGUUCGCAAGAAAGUUCUCAAUCUUGUUCAGUUUGCCGCCGAAAUGCAUGCUAUCGUAGGACUGACAUUGACGCCACAUUUCUCCCGUUCCAGCUGGUUUCAUAUCGACGACACUAAGCCUAUAGAGCUUGAUCUGGCCGGUCACGACAUGAUUAUGGUGGAUUGCUGCCACGUAUGCAGACAAGCUGGGAUGUUCGCAGCCUUCUCCUUCGCUCAGGUCGCAUGUGAUCCGGCGGACGGAGACUGAUAUGCAUCCCGGACGUUUCUGCUUCUCGACGGGAGACCGCAUUGUGCCUCUCCUCUCAUGCGCCUCGGUGGCUGGGCGGUGGGUGCCCUUAUCAGAGUCCAAUGCUGUUAUUGAGAGUUUGUCGAUUCCCAAGAAGUCUUUGUGCAGUAACCGGUACAGCUGACAAACGAUUAUGGUCCGAUGAGCACUGAGAGCAAGCCCAGUUGCGACACGGAGUGGCAUCGGGAGCUUUUGGAAGUCAGCUUGUUUGCUUCACUCAAGACCACAAAUUUGACCAGUGUCAGUAGCAGACGCUGGUUGCACGUUGCAGCAUAGUCUGGCGAACAACGCUUUGCAGGAUAUCGGAAACGGAAAGGAGCAGAAAAGAGGGUGCCAUGUCGUAGUGAAGUCACUACGGGAUGAACUCGCAGCUUCAUCACACUCUAGUCCCGUUCUCAUUUGGGCAGCGUAUAGUGAGAUCCCGUGUUGCGCAAUGGCGACGGGGCCAUCUCCAAUUUGUUGUGGCUGACACUCAAGAGAAGCGGAGCGAAGACCGCACAAAGAUGCUACUCAAGUCGAACCAUGACACUGGAACACGAGCUACGACAUUCGACCACAUAGCACAUGUCAGGCGGGUCAGCGCGACACUAUCGCUGGUCUUACGACGUGAAGAGAGACGACGGGGUACACGAGGCCAUGCGGGAAUUACAUGGACCACAGGCUUCCUUCGAGGACACCGUGUAAAGUCUGAGGCAUCUCACCCGGUCCAUGCUCCCUGUUACUUCCGUCCUCGCUAAGUAUGACCAUGUACGGACGUCUCUUGUGGCUGAUCUCAAUCGUCAUGACGAUGCGUUCUUGCUGCAGGCUACCAGAAGGCGUACAUGCCGCCGCCCCGGAUUGUGCUUGUCUGGGAUCUGUGCGCUGUGUCGGGAUAUGAAGAAAGUGGAGCGCUUUGUGGUGGCAGACUGUACUGCCUCAGAUGUUCAUCUCGCUUUUUUGUCGGCAUGAUGAUCAUCUUCAUCCUCACUCAUUGAUGGCUUCCUCGUUGACAAAGUCCUCGGCAUCGAAGAGGCGCGAUCAGGUCACGGUCGCCUGUGACAGAUGCAGAAGCAAGAAAACAAAGUGCGAUGGCACGAGGCCAAUCUGUUCAUCAUGUGCUCGCCGGAGGACGUUAUGUGUCUGGGAUUCGGAGCGAGAUCCCGAUGCCACGCCAAUUACAGCUGUCAAGAGGAAAUUGGAGCAGAUUCAGCCCCAGCUCUUACAAUACCAAGCACUAUUCUCCCUUAUGAGAGAAAGCUCAGAUGCUGAAGCCUUGCGUGUGCUUUCAGCGGUACGCUCAGGGAGUGACAUCGAGUCAGCGCUCCAAGCUGUUCGCUUCCAAGUAUCGCCAGAACGCUUAGAGAUCAGUGCAGGAAGGCAAACAGGGCAUCCUCCAAAGAAGUGUCACGGGUCUAGGUCAGAUUCGCGGCACAGCGAGAGAGUGGCACAGAUGGACGGAGGCGACAAACAGCCGUAUCUGAGGCGUGUCGCCAGCCAGGAGACCGCUCCCGAGUCGAAGUGCAGACGGCAUCUGUCAGCUCCAUGGCAGGAUGGCACGUUUUCCGACUACGAUCCCAGAAUCCAAGCGGCGCAUAGCAAUGACUGGGGGCUGACAUAUCUCGAUGAUGAGACCUUUCGGAACAUCAUACGGUGCUUUCUGACUUGGGAUCACCCAAGCUUCACAUUUUUCGAUGAAGAUCUCUUCCUGGAUCAGCUUGCCAAGGGUCAGCCAUCAGAGCUGUGUAGCUCAUUGCUGAUCCACGCGAUGAUGGCGCUCGGGAGUCGCAACUUCUACUUUCUUGAGCCCGACAAAGCUGCCAUAGCCGAGCACUUUGGUUUAGCAGCAGCAACUCAGCAAUGGGAUAUGUGCCACGACGAUGCGAUUCCAGCGGUGAUCAUUGCUGGGAUGUUAUUGUUCCUGGUAUAUCAGUUCAAAGGACAAGACAAAUUUGGCUGGCCUUACCUGGCUCAAGCUGAGCAGCUGGCACGAGUACUUGGCUUUUUUCGCCCUGCAAUGGCACACAAAACCUUCGAUCGAAGCGCGCAGCAUGCUGUGCGUACUAGAGGGCGACAAGCUGUAGCUUGGGGUAUAUUUGAUUACAGAGCAUACUUGUCACUCAUCAACGAUUUGCAGCCUAUGACUGAUUGUCCAGCAAUACCCAUCAUGGCGGAGCCUGAGUCGGAAGCAGACGAUAUCUGGGCUGCGUGGCCUUGGCCAGGAACAUGCCGUCAAUUCCCAGGGCAGCUGCAGUACGCACGAUCUACUCUGUCCCUGAUUGUAGCCGACAUCAUGCCAGUACAUCGCAGACAUGAAACCAACAACGUGACCAAAGCGCAUCAUGAUGCUGCUCUGGCCAUCUAUGAGCGUCUUCGCAAGUGGUACCAUGAGCUGCGCCAGCCCCUGAAGAGCCUUCGAGUCUCCACUCCUCAGCUUAUCGGCCUUCACAACUACUACCAGCUGGCACUGAUGCAAUUGUUUAGCCCCUUUGUGCUCGAGCCAGACGGCCCCACCAGCUUUCUGCCCUCCAGCAAGCCGCUCCGAGAAGCCGGUCUGCCGGAUGAGCUGAUGACCGCGACGUACUUUGCGGCUUUGGAGCAGCUCAAGACGAACAUCUUCCACUUCGAUCGACAGUGGUCACCCCAGUGUACACCGUCUCAGAACCUCGCGCCGCUGGUGCACGUCUGUUUGGCGGCAUUGCCUGUUCUGCACUCCGACCUGGACGCCCGGUAUAUCUUCUCUCUGGGACUGUUGCUGUGUCUACGGGCCGCCCAGUCGUUCGUCAUAUGCCGAGCAAUUCUGAGAAGCAUACAAGCGACCGCUGUGCGCAAAGGUGUGGUUCUCCCUGCGCUUGCGCACAGAGUCUUCGCCCGCCUCGACCACGCUUUUCCGGCCCUGCCCCAUCUGGACAAAGUGCGCUCGACGUUCAUCGUAGACACAAGGCUGAGACACACCGAUGUAGAAGCGUCAACCCUCGAGACUUUGGUGAAGGACAUGGUAGGGCUGCAUGUCAGUUGAGAGAUCGACCUGUGCAGGGCGAGAGAAAAGGCACAAUCCACAGUGGGGACCAUUGCUCGAGGUGACCAGAUGCAUCUCCCAUCGUAUCGUGCGACGUGCGCAUUCUACCGCUCGACGCGCUGGCAGCAGUGUGUAUCUCUACGGCAUGAGUCUGGCGCGAGUACCCACCAGUCACCCUCACCUUCGUGGACAAGUCGGCAGCCUUCGAAGUUGUCCCCGAUCAACAGAGGUAUGUGGAGAGCGCUCCUGAGCCAUGCUUUCCAAGGCCUACUGGUCAGGCAGACCGCGGUCUCUGCAACCGGACGAGAAUCGGGGUCUAGGGCGUACGAGGAGGAGGAGGAGGCAGAUGCGGCAUAGGAGCAAGAAUCUCAUGACCUGUCAUAAUUCAACGGGGCAGCCAUGUUUGAGGGUUCGUUCGUAGAAGGAGUAUGGUGAUGAUACAAUUGCGAUUGGUGAGCUUUCUGGUAUUCGUUGAAUCUGGCCUCUUUGUUAGAGUUGUAUAGUUUUUUUUUAGCGGUGUCAAAACCUGG